AUGAUAAACAUAUAUGAUUUUGUCCAAAGAAACGAUAAAGAAACCUUUAAAAAAUGCUGCUCUGAAGUAAGUGUCAUCUUGGAAAGCCAUACUAGUAAAUUAGUUGAGCUGAGAGAAACUUUAUACAACUGUAUUAAGUAAUAAUGUAAAAAAUUGGAAGACAGUUAACUUGAAGAGGAUAUCUUACUUUUAGAAGACCUUAUUAAAGUAUGUAAAUCCUCUCAUAAAAAAAGUGUUUUCCUUUGUACGAUCUGCACUUUUGAACAAUACAAAUAAGAAUUCAAUAAAAUUGAUAAAGUCAUUUAAACAAACUUAAGAAAAAUGAGUACUACAUAAAUGAGAUCUUUUUCAACAAACAUGAAAAUGUAUGAUAACGUCAUAAAUAAGAGGAAUAUGUUAUACAAUUUUUAUAAUUCUUUUGAUGAUUUAGAUUCUCCUGUUAAAAUAAAAGCUGAAGUUUUUACAUUCUGA
Molecule: messenger RNA, 471 nt
Organism: Tetrahymena thermophila SB210
Lineage: Eukaryota; Ciliophora; Oligohymenophorea; Hymenostomatida; Tetrahymenidae
Exons: 1
Source: RefSeq, a predicted model, not a curated record